Molecule: messenger RNA, 799 nt
Organism: Zootermopsis nevadensis
Lineage: Eukaryota; Metazoa; Arthropoda; Insecta; Blattodea; Termopsidae
Gene: eIF3k
Product: eukaryotic translation initiation factor 3 subunit k
Biological process (GO): regulation of translational initiation
Cellular component (GO): cytoplasm; eukaryotic translation initiation factor 3 complex
Molecular function (GO): translation initiation factor activity; ribosome binding
Source: RefSeq, a predicted model, not a curated record
UCGUGGUCGAAAGACUACGGUUGGUAUUACCUGUAUCUGUGGUUGCGGAGCGUUGAUCUUGCUCUGUUACUAAGCAAGAUGGCGGAAGCAAUGCGGCAGACUGUGGCUAAAAUGUUAACAGGAAUAGAAAGAUAUAAUCCAGAUAAUCUGCAGACUUUGGAGAGCUAUGUGGAAUACCAAUCCAGGGAAAAUACUUACGAUCUUGAAGCUAACCUGGCAGUAUUGAAAUUGUAUCAAUUCAAUCCUCUGCGGUACAAUAGCAAUAUCACAUGUCAGAUUUUGUUAAAAGCACUCACAAAUUUCCCCCAUACAGACUUUGUGUUGUGUAAAUGUCUUCUGAGCGAAAAACACCUUGCAGAUCCUCAGAUUGGUCAUAUAAUGUACCUGGCAGAUAUUCUAGAGAGCUGUGACUUUCAGCAGUUUUGGACCCGGGUUCAUUCAAUGCCUGAACUGUGUUCUCAGAUAACUGGUUUUCAUGACUCCAUCCGCAAGUUUGUGUGUCAUGUUGUUGGUAUCACAUUUCAAACAGUGGACAGGAUUGUAUUGGCCAAGCUUCUUGGCGGUGUGGAUGAUCAGACACUGAAACACUGGGUUAAAAAGUAUGGUUGGAGAGAAGAAGACAAUGGUAUGGUAUUCAUUGCAAAUCAAGACGAAAAUAUAAAGACAAAGAAUAUCACAGAAAAGAUUGAUUUUGAAAAUGCUGCUGCAAUAAUGGCAGCAUCACAUUGAACUUUUGUCAUUCGUGACUCCCGUUAUUGUAAUUUUACGUGAAACAGCAAAUAAAAAAAUUGAUAUAGAA